AGGGUGGGAGUGGGUUAGCGCGCGCCGCCCGUCCGUCGUGGUUUCCUGGCUGCGCGCGGCGGUGGCGGAGUUGCUGCAGCCUGAGCAGCAGUCGCGAAGAUGGCGGAGGGGUUGGAGCGUGUGAGGAUCUCCGCGUCGGAGCUGCGAGGGAUCCUGGCCACCCUGGCUCCGCAGGCCGGGAACAGAGAAAACAUGAAGGAAUUAAAGGAGCCCAGACAGCGCAAAGAUAACAGGCGCCCAGAUCUGGAAAUCUAUAAGCCUGGUCUUUCUCGAUUAAGGAACAGACCUAAAAUUAAGGAGCCUUCUGGGAGUGAGGAAUUUAAGGAUGAAAUUGCUAAUGACAGAGAUUCUCCUGUGAUUGGAAAUGGUACACAGGUCAUUAAAGAUGUCUGCAAGGAAAUGGACAAUGAACAGCAAAAUGAGCCUGUAGAACCAGAAAACAAUCAGGCACAAGAGACUUUUUCUCGAACUGCUGGACAAGAGGAUCGAAGCCUAAGAAUCAUCAAGAGAACAAAGAAACCAGACCUACAGAUCUAUCAACCUGGACGGCGGCUGCAGACCAUUACCAAAGAGUCAACUAGCCGGGUGGAUGAGGAAGAAAUCCUUAGCCAGGUAGAACAAUUGAGAGUAGAGGAAGAUGAGUGUAAAGAAAAAAUUGUAAAAGAGCAAGUUGUGAAUAAGUUAGACAAAGCUGAGACAGAAAAGAACCAAAGUAAUGACAGAGGAAGGACUACAAAAGGAGAAAAAGGAAAAAGGAUUGAAAAAGGGGAGGGGAUGAAGAAAGUGAAUGAGGACCUAGCUCAAGGAAAGCCUGGAUCUGCAAAGCGCUACUCUCGCUCAGACAAACGAAGGAACCGCUACCGCACUUGUAGUACCAGCUCAGCUGGUAGCAACAACAGUGCUGAGGGACCUAGCCUGACAGAUAAUGGAUGUCGCCGCAGACGUCAGGAUCGGACCAAGGAGAGGCCUCGGCUGAAGAAGCAAGUAUCAAUGUCCUCAACUGAUUCCUUAGAUGAAGAUAAAAUUGAUGAGUCCUAUGGGUUAGGGCCCAGGAGGAACUCAGAAAGGAAGAAGCAUUUAGAGAGAGACUGGUCUGGCCAUGGGGAGGGUGAACUGAAAAGCAAAGAUAAUCGAGGCACUCUUCGUGUCACUUUUGAUACAGAAACUGUGAACAAAGAUUCCCCUGUGGUGAGGUCAUCUAGGGAGGAUGUGGAUAGGGCAAAGCCUGACAAAGGCUUGAACAAUGGGGGCAAGGGCUCUGAGAAGCAGGAGUCUAAAAACCUGAAACAAGAACUUCGGGGUCGUGGUCGUGGCAUUCUGAUUCUGCCUGCCCAUACUGCCCUAUCUGUCACUUCAGUAGGUUCUCCAGAAUCCACACCUUUGGGACCUCGACUUUUAUUUGGAUCUAGUACUAAGGGUUCUCGGAGUUGGGGCCGUGGAGGCACUACACGACGACUGUGGGACCCAAACAAUCCUGAUCAGAAACCUGCUCUAAAGAGCCAGACACCUCAGCUACAUUUCUUGGACACUGAUGAUGAAGUCAGUCCUACAUCUUGGGGUGAUUCACGCCAGGCCCAAGCAUCUUACUAUAAGUUUCAAAACUCAGACAACCCCUAUUAUUAUCCUCGGACACCAGGCCCUGCCUCCCAAUAUCCCUAUACAGGAUAUAGCCCUCUACAAUACCCAGUGGGCCCUACCAAUGGUAUGUACCCAGGACCUUACUACCCAGGAUAUCCAACUCCAUCAGGGCAAUACGUAUGUGGUCCUCUUCCUGCGAGCACCAUGAGUCCUGAGGAGAUAGAGCAGCAUGUGAGGAACAUGCAGCAACAGGAGCUACAUAGGCUUCUCCGUGUGGCCGAUAACCAGGAGCUACAACUCAGCAACUUGCUUUCCAGGGAUCGCAUCAGUACUGAGGGCAUGGAGAAGAUGGCUCAGCUCAGAGCUGAACUGCUACAGCUGUACGAGCGCUGUAUUCUAUUAGAUAUUGAAUUCUCUGAUAAUCAGAAUGUGGAUCAAAUCCUAUGGAAGAAUGCUUUCUACCAGGUAAUUGAGAAGUUCAGGCAGCUUCUCAAGGAUCCAAAUAUUGAGAAUCCAGAACAGAUUCGGAACAGACUCUUGGAGCUCUUGGAUGAGGGUAGUGAUUUCUUUGAUAGUUUGCUUCAGAAGCUGCAGGUUACUUACAAGUUCAAACUGGAGGACUACAUGGAUGGUCUUGCCAUUCGCAGCAAGCCAUUACGCAAGACAGUAAAAUAUGCUUUGAUCAGUGCUCAGCGAUGUAUGAUUUGUCAAGGAGAUAUUGCUAGGUAUCGGGAACAAGCCAACGAUACAGCGAACUAUGGGAAAGCGCGCAGUUGGUACCUGAAGGCCCAGCACAUUGCUCCCAAGAAUGGGCGUCCCUAUAACCAGUUGGCUUUGCUGGCAGUGUAUACAAGGAGGAAGCUUGAUGCUGUAUAUUAUUAUAUGCGCAGCUUAGCUGCCAGCAACCCUAUCCUGACUGCCAAGGAGAGUCUAAUGAGCUUGUUUGAAGAGACCAAGCGAAAGGCAGAACAGAUGGAAAAGAAGCAACAUGAGGAAUUUGAACUGAGCCCUGAUCAGUGGCGGAAAGGAAAGAAGUCUACUUUCCGACAUGUUGGAGAUGACACCACUCGUCUGGAGAUCUGGAUUCAUCCAUCGCAUCCCCGGUCUUCCCAGGGCACUGAGUCUGGGAAGGAUUCUGAACAGGAGAAUGGGCUGGGAAGCCUGAGCCCCAGUGAUCUGAACAAAAGGUUCAUCCUCAGUUUUCUCCAUGCCCAUGGGAAGCUGUUUACCCGGAUUGGGAUGGAGACAUUCCCUGCAGUGGCUGAGAAGGUUCUCAAGGAGUUCCAGGUAUUGCUGCAGCAUAGUCCAUCUCCUCUUGGAAGUACUCGAAUGCUACAGCUUAUGACCAUCAACAUGUUUGCUGUACACAACUCGCAGUUGAAAGACUGCUUCUCAGAGGAGUGUCGUUCUGUGAUCCAGGAGCAAGCUGCAGCCCUGGGCCUAGCCAUGUUUUCUCUACUGGUACGGCGUUGUACCUGCUUACUUAAGGAAUCUGCCAAAGCUCAGCUGUCCUCUCCCGAGGGCCAGGACGACCAAGAUGACAUCAAGGUGUCUUCCUUCGUCCCAGACCUGAAAGAACUGCUUCCCAGUGUGAAAGUCUGGUCAGACUGGAUGCUCGGCUACCCAGAUACCUGGAAUCCUCCCCCCACAUCUCUGGAUCUGCCCUCACAGGUUGCUGUGGAUGUGUGGUCAACAUUGGCCGAUUUCUGUAACAUAUUGACAGCGGUGAAUCAGUCUGAGGUGCCACUGUACAAGGACCCGGAUGAUGACCUCACCCUUCUUAUCCUGGAAGAGGAUCGGCUUCUCUCGGGUUUUGUCCCCUUGCUGGCUGCCCCUCAGGACCCCUGCUACGUGGAGAAAACCUCGGAUAAGGUUAUUGCAGCCGACUGCAAAAGGGUCACAGUGCUGAAGUAUUUUCUGGAAGCCCUUUGUGGACAAGAAGAGCCUCUGCUGGCAUUCAAGGGUGGAAAAUAUGUGUCAGUGGCACCAGUCCCAGACACCAUGGGAAAGGAAAUGGGAAGCCAAGAGGGAAAACAACUGGAAGAUGAGGAGGAGGACGUGGUGAUUGAAGACUUUGAGGAAGAUUCAGAAGCUGAAGGCAGUGGGGGUGAGGAUGACAUCAGGGAACUUCGGGCCAAGAAGAUGGCUCUAGCCAGGAAGAUAGCGGAGCAGCAGCGUCGCCAGGAAAAGAUCCAGGCUGUGCUGGAGGACCAGAGUCAAAUGAGACAGAUGGAGCUGGAGAUCAGACCCUUGUUCCUCGUACCUGACACCAACGGCUUCAUUGACCACCUGGCCAGUCUGGCACGACUGCUGGAGAGCAGGAAGUACAUCCUGGUAGUGCCUCUCAUCGUGAUCAAUGAACUGGAUGGCCUGGCCAAAGGACAGGAGACAGACCACCGGGCAGGAGGGUAUGCCCGUGUAGUACAAGAAAAGGCCCGGAAGUCAAUUGAGUUCCUUGAACGAAGAUUUGAAAGUCGGGACUCUUGUCUGCGGGCCUUGACCAGCCGUGGAAAUGAACUUGAAUCCAUCGCCUUUCGCAGUGAAGACAUCACUGGCCAGCUGGGUAACAACGAUGACUUGAUCCUUUCUUGCUGCCUCCACUACUGCAAAGACAAGGCUAAGGACUUCAUGCCCACCAGCAAAGAAGAGCCAAUCCGCCUGCUGAGGGAGGUGGUGUUGCUGACGGAUGACCGAAACCUGCGUGUGAAGGCUCUGACGAGAAAUGUGCCUGUGCGGGACAUCCCAGCCUUCCUUACGUGGGCCCAGGUGGGCUGAGGGGGCCAUGCUAGGGUCCACCAACAAUGGAACCAUUCCUGAGAGGCCACCAGGCACCCACUGUAGCACAGAAGAUGCCCACGUGCCUGAGCCACCAAUCCACCCAGAUAAUAAACCAUCCUCUUCCAACCCACGCCGUGGCCGUGCUGUGGGGGAGCUGCUCCUCACAGAGCCCCUUCCAAGGGUCGGGUGGAAGCUGCUGGGGCCCUCCUGGGCUGCCAAGAUUUAGCAGGGAGGUGGCUGGCUACAGUGACAACGGGUGGACAAGCCAGACAGGCCGCCCAUGCUCUCAGCCUUUCUCCCCGUCUCGUUCAGGGCUGGGGCGAGGUCUGCUAACCCCCAAGACUUGGCCACUUUCUCUAGUGGUGAUGGAGUAGGGGUUCUAGUUUCCAUCAGAUACAGGUGAAAUCACAGACCCCUUUUAAUAUGCAGAACCUCUGGCAUGAAUGUGUCCUAGAGGCUUUGGCUGUGUUGUGAAGAAAGUGCCCGGGGUAUUUGUCUCCCUGAGGCAUAGAUCCCCCCCAACACCCCACCAUGGACCUUGUAGUUAGGUUCCAUUCCUAAUAGCAGCCCCAGUCCCCCAACCUCCACUACACCCCCCCACACAUACACACACAUCCAUCCUUCUUCCUUGUCCUGUCAAUCUGUGUCCCUUGCACUUUUCCCUGUUUCCCCUAAACUACCACGGGUCUUGAGGAACAGACAUCUGGUCUCAGGCUCAUACUUCCUGGGUGGGCUACUCACUCUGCUCACCUGCGCAUUCCCCCCUCCUUGACCUUUUGCUGAUCGCUUUUGGGGGAAAUCCUUCAGACCUAUCCUUCCAUCACCAACCCUCAUCCUGAACAUCUCUUUGCCCUUCCCUUUGUAGUUGCUCUUUCACAGGCCCUGGUCCCCUCAACUUCCUCACCUCAGUUCCUCCUCAUGGGGGUUCUCUGAAUCUUCCUCCUCUACCACCUGUGGCAGGAACCUAUUAAAGCUUUCCCACCCAUCUUCCUUCCUUCCCCAGCCUCUGACAGAGAAGCUUCCAGACUAAAACAGCCCAGUCUGAGAGUAGGGUGGUGCAGUGCCUGGUGAAGCAUUACCCAGCCCUAGAGGGUUCGCUCUGCUGCUGGCUUUUUUCCUUCUACUUCUAAGAAGAACUGAUGGAGGUCCUUUACCUUUUUAAGUUUGUUGUUGCCCCUUCAGCUGGUGCCCUUAUUCAUGACUUAACUCUGGAAGUUUCCUACCAGUAAUCACUUACACUGUAAGUGAUGAGGGAUACAGGAGGACUUAGGGGUAUGCAGGGUCUUAAGUGGAGCAAAGGUAAAUCUUGAUGGCGCCAGUCAGAAUCUCCCCACCCACUGUCCAGCCUGCCCAGAGGUUGGAAGCUUCCCUGAGGACCCUGGGCCUUCUCUAGACCCAGGACCAUGCUAGGGGCCGGCAGGCGAACCAGGCUGGUGGUUUGGGGGUAUGAGUGCCAAGGGCCUCGGUGCUCAGAAGACUGGCUCUUUGGGGUACAAGGUCCAGGCCCCCUCCUUUGAGAUCCUCUCUUCUUGUCCCAUUUGAAGCCCUGGUUUUGUUUCCUUAAUAAAUUUUUAGUUAUGA
This is a messenger RNA of Perognathus longimembris pacificus (Pacific pocket mouse), 5937 nucleotides long. RefSeq names its product SMG6 nonsense mediated mRNA decay factor (gene Smg6). Bases 100 to 4353 code for a protein of 1417 amino acids. The record is from RefSeq and is a predicted model, not a curated record. Gene Ontology annotation, molecular function: telomeric repeat DNA binding; telomerase RNA binding; protein binding. Gene Ontology annotation, cellular component: telomerase holoenzyme complex. The transcript has 19 exons. Gene Ontology annotation, biological process: nuclear-transcribed mRNA catabolic process, nonsense-mediated decay. NCBI's taxonomy places the organism in Eukaryota, Metazoa, Chordata, Mammalia, Rodentia, Heteromyidae.